AUGGCUUACUUGAAGCCUCUAGCACUCCUUGGCUUACUUGUUGCCACAUUUGCUUUUAUGGCUGAGAGCCGAGUUGAAAGGAGCGACUUGGGUCUGGACUCCGGCGGUGGUUUGGGGCUUGGGACAGGUGCAGGUUUGGGCCUUGCGUCUGGUUCUGGACCUGGGUUGGGAGGAGUUUCUGUUUCUGGUUCUGGAUCCGGCUCUGGCUCUGGCCUUGGCCUUGGGUCAUAUUCUGCUUCCCGGUCUGCUUCUGCCUCCGGCAGCGACCAGGGAUAUGGCAUAGGCUCCGCUUCAGGGUAUGGACAUGGUGAUUCUUCUGGCUCAGGCUCUGGUUCUGAACAUGGAAAUGGCAAUUAA
Messenger RNA from Nelumbo nucifera (sacred lotus), 357 nucleotides. NCBI's taxonomy places the organism in Eukaryota, Viridiplantae, Streptophyta, Magnoliopsida, Proteales, Nelumbonaceae. The record is from RefSeq and is a predicted model, not a curated record.